Scleropages formosus (Asian bonytongue) is the source of this 5945-nucleotide messenger RNA. It is a transcript of the gene fhdc1, whose product is annotated as FH2 domain containing 1. The transcript has 11 exons. The record is from RefSeq and is a predicted model, not a curated record. The coding region runs from base 1574 to 5005 and encodes 1143 amino acids. NCBI's taxonomy places the organism in Eukaryota, Metazoa, Chordata, Actinopteri, Osteoglossiformes, Osteoglossidae.
AAGUGUGUGAUAAAUAAAUAAAUGUAAAUGUAAAAUGACCAAACCCAAUUCCACCGAGACAGGAAGUUCCUUGCUCCAAAGCGCAGUGCCGGAACAUUCUGCUAUUGCGCUAAUGUCAUGCAGUAACUCUCUCCAUGGGCCAGUGGGAAGGAGCAGCUCCUGCUGUCAUGUCGUAUAUUUACUGCAUUGGGGUUAAGGCCGGAUUCCGUGUCCCCCGUAUCCCGAGGACCUGCGCUGCCGUGCCAUCCGCGCCCUCAAGAUGAGUCAUGGCGUGUCCGCCUGCUUCCCGUCCCUGAAUUAAACAUGGGAAGCCCGAGCGGGAGCCGCCCGGGCGCAGCCAGAGCAGGGGAGCUGCUGAAUAAGCGACAAGCCGUGGGAUCAGGUGUGAGCUGGGAGCGGUCUUGCUGGCGCGGACGCCCUGGACGGGCUCCUCUCGCCGGGACGCGGCCAUCAGUUAGCGUAGCGUUUGUCUCGCUCUUCCUGGCAAGAAGGUCUCCUGCAUCGACGAGUAAGACACCCGCUGCCAAAGUGUUUUGUUUGCGUUUCGUGGAGUUUCAGGGUCACGAUGGUGUUUCGGGAGCGGCUCCAUGCUUUAGUGUCUGGUGGUCAAGGGCGUUUUGCAUGUUUCUAUUUCUUCAUCGUAAGCGGGCGAACGCGUCCGUGGCGGCGCCGUGCUUUCUGCGUCCAGCUGGAGCAAAACGGCGCGGGGAGAAAAAUGGAGCACAAGCGCAGGGACGCUUGGAUCGCAGGGCGUUUUGAUGCGUCCCUGCAAAACGGAGAGGAAUUCAGCGCCUUUUCAGCAGCCUGGAUAUUUGUGCAGUACUGCAUAUAGUUAGGAAUGACAUUGUAGCACUUGGACAGUACUGCUUUUACUUCUCUGAAAUCAAGAAACAAAAUCUACAUGUAGUGAAUGUGAGGGGACUGUAAUUUUCGCUUUAGUUCCAAUGUUUUAAUCAGAGGCUGCUGGAAUAAUAGAUGACGGACAGCAGACCUGUUGACGUUCAUAAGGGGCUGGAUUGGUUGUAACAACAGGGAAUAUUGUUCUGCAGUGAGCACAGCGUGGACACAAAUGAGCGGCACUCGCACCGUCCUUCCAGUGUCAGCACUUCAGAAUGGUUUAUGAAAUAUAUCUGAGGUAAGUACCUGAUAUACUUAGUGUUUAGUGUAAUACGGCAGCAGUCAUUGCCACGGUUUUGGAGGAUCUGGGCUUAAAUCCCUGCUCCUGCUGUCGUACCAUUGAGCACGGUAUUGUCCUUAAGACCUUCAUAAAUAAGUGAGUAACUAAACAGCACAUAAUAUAAAUUCUUAUUAUUAUUAUUAUAGUCUCCGUCUCGGGGUUGCUCAGGUGCCAGCAGCCCCGUGACACUCGAUGUAUCCUCUACGGUGCCCUGUCUUUGCUGCGGCAUUGCGACACCCCGCUCUGGCUGGAGACUUGCAGCCCGGGGGUGCGGAGAAGUGGGACCAGCGAGCGCCGUGCCCACCUUGUAAAGGAUUCUGACACCUGUUCUGUCCUGCUUGCAGUCCCCACCCCCCAGGCCGCUCCACUGCCCCGUCGGCCCUCGGGGCUCCUGUGAUGCAUGUGAUGAGCAGUUUGCCCCUGGCCAAUGAGAAGGAUGACCGCGGUGAGGAGGGCGGAGGUCCGGCCUCGACGCCGGGACCGCCUCCCGCGAGCAAUCCGCCCGCCCCUCCCCCACCGCCACCCCCGGGCAUGCCCCCGCCGCCACCACCCCCUCCUCCUGGCAUGGGUGGUGGUGCCGCUCAGGCCCCGCGCAAGAGGAGGCGUGUGCGCAGCUUCUUCUGGAAGACCAUCCCUGAGGAGAAGGUGCGGGGCAAGCCCAACAUCUGGACGCUGGCCGUGCGGCAGCAGCAGUACCAGAUCGAUGUGCGCACUGUCGAGGAGCUCUUCGGCCAGCAGGAAGAGCCACGACCUGCCAGCGGUGGCGCCGCAACCCGCGAGGGCCGCACCAGAGCGUCUUUCAAGGAGAUCAAGGAAGAAAUCAGUAUCCUGGACCCCAAGAGAGGAAUGAACGUGGGCAUUUUCCUCAAGCAGUUCAAAAGGUCCAACCAAUCCAUCAUCGAUGACAUCUGCCAUGGCAACAGCCAGCCGUAUGGCGCCGAGCCACUGAAGGAACUUUUGAAGCUGCUUCCGGAGUCUGAGGAGGUGAAGAAGCUCAGAGCGUUCAAGGGAGACAUCAGCAAACUGACUCUUGUCGACUCCUUCAUGUACCUUUUGAUCCAGGUGCCAAGUUUCGACGUCCGUAUUGAAGCCAUGGUGCUCAAGGAGGAGUUCUCUCCGUCCUGCUCCAUCAUGAGCCGCGAGAUCGAUGUCAUCCGUGUGGCAACUGAAGAGCUGAUGACUUGUGAAGAGCUACAUGCCAUCUUGCACUUGGUGCUGCAGGCUGGGAACAUAAUGAACGCUGGCGGCUAUGCCGGGAACGCAGUGGGCUUCAAGCUCUCGUCACUGCUCUCACUUGCGGACACCAAGGCCAACAAGCCAGGGAUGAACCUUCUACAUUUUGUAGCCUUGGAGGCCCAGAAGAAGGACGAGGAGCUGCUGAAGUUCCCAGAGAAACUGCAGCAUGUGCAGAGUGCCGUGCGGAUAUCGGUGGAGAAUAUCGAAAUUGAGUACCAGUCCUUGUAUGAGAGGACAAGGUCAGUUGAGGAGAAGACACGUAAGGAUGAAGAUCUUCUGCAGCAGCUCGACGAGUUCCUGCAGAAUGCAAAGCAGACCCUCCAGGACCUGAAGAGGCGCAGGAUGGAUUUACGCAAGGAGGGAAAUGCGCUCAUCGAUUUCUUCUGUGAAGACAAAGACACAUUUAAACUGGACGAGUGCUUCCGGAUCUUCCAGGACUUCUGUCUCAAAUUUAAGAAGGCUGUUAAGGACAACGUGGACCGGGAGCUGAAGGAAGCAGCGCGGCAGCGGCGUCUUCAGGAGCUGGAGGAGAAGCGCUCGCCGUGGGCCAGAGGGGAGCAGGGCGGUGCCGGCGGCUUCGGCCGCAGCUGCAGCGAGAACGAUGUGGAGACGUUGACCAAGCAGGGGCUCCUGGACUUCCUGCAGACGCAGAGCCCCCGCAGCCCACAGGGCCGCUCCCCCAGCGGCCGCCGGUUUCGUCACACCGUGGCCAGCGGCGCAGCCGAACGCCAGCUGUCCGGCUACCUCGAGCUUUUCUCCGGUGCCGACCCGAGCCGGUGUGGCAGCCUACCUCGGUCAGGCCGCUCAGUCCCCCGGAGGCCCACCGCAUGGCUGGCCUCCCAAGAUGACAACCGCGAGCUGGACCACACCGACCCCCACUCUCUGGGGUCAAAUACAGAGCCGCUGAGCACACCGACCAGGUCUCAUGUCGACUUCAACGCCAACGAGAAUCUAGAAGACGACGACGACCAAAACACCCUCUCGGAGGGCAGCUUCUUGCAGACCAGAACGGACCACAACAGGAAUGUCUUUCAAAAGUCAUCUAACUCAAGCGCAGGACAGCUAAGCUUCAAUCUGGAGAUGCACACCCUGGUCCCUGGACCUCAGCCGUUCCUCUCAUCUUCUAACAACAACAACCGUUUGCGCUUAGAGGACCACAGAGACAUCGUUGUCACUGAUCUGGAAAGGGAAAUGGACCCCCCAAAGAGCCUUGGUCUUUGUUCCUCUUCUUCAGGCACAUUUUCCCUGAGAGAUCAGGAUUCCCGAACGGAUUGGGACUGUAAAACGGACUCCCCAAUGUGUACGUUUUCCUCCCUACGAGAGGAGGAGGACAGCAGCACCGUCUCGUCAACAACGUGCGACACACCGCUGCCGCUGGACUUCCCCCUCCCCAGCAAGAAGCCGAUCUACUAUAUCUUGGACUGUACGGACACGGACUGCUCGGUGACCCUGGACUACUCGGAGACAGACAGCUCUCCCAUCGUGAGAGACACUGUUGCCUCUGACUCCAAAGCGCUGUGCACCGAAGGUGACGGCAGCACGAAGAAGCGCUGCUCCCUUUCCUCCUUGCGCACCAGCGAUCUGUCAGCCCCUGCCGAGUCUGGAUCCAACGACGAUGCGCAGUCAUCUUUCCUCCCGUCAGCCGACGCAGAGGAGUUGGCUGGCGAUGACCGUGAUGCUGCAGAAGACGGAGAAGCUGUCGAGGAGGUGCCACCGAUGAGCGCGAACAAAGCUGCGCAGGCAAGGACGAAGGUCACUACGAAGCAAGACUCGGUGCGGAGGAGCGGGUCGGGUACCGCGGUGCGGACGCUGGCAGCUGCGGAGAACCAGACGAUGCGCCGCGUGGUUCCCCUCACCAAACUGAGCCGUUCAGGCAGCAGCGUGAGGAAGGGGGAGAAGACGGCGGGACGAGACGGCACGGACUCGAAGCGCACUCCCCGAGACCAGAGCACGCCUGUCCGGAGGAGCGAAAACCAGGCCCGCCUACCCCGGAACUCCAGCCUGCCCCCGGAGAGCACCAAGGGCCCCCGGCCGACACCCGCGAGCAGCCUGACCCGCUGGACCCGCGAGCUCCCCGUGCGCAGGCCAUCGCUCAAGAAGCCCAGUGCCAAACCUGUGAGGAACGUGGCCAGGGCACCGCCCGAGGAGAAGAUGUGCCGCUCCACCAUGAGGGCCCUGGCUCAGGCCCAGGCGCGGUCGCAAGGCACCUCGGAGGGCAGCGGUCCAGAGACAGCCAUCCACCUGCCCAGCUUCGCUCGCAACACGGUGGCCUCCUCCUCCAGGAAAGCCAAGAAGGACCUGCCGUCCUCCGACUCCAACCCCUCGACCCCCUCCAAAAGUGCCACCGUCUCCAGGACCGGCUCCCAGAAGCAGACCGGGGCUAGGCCGGGGCCUCCACCCGCCCCCCCGGCCCCCCAGGAAGAGCCGAAGCCACUGCUGCGGAGGGUACAGAGCGGGAAGGUGGGCGGGCGGAGCACCCAGAGGGACGACAACCCCCCGGCGAAGGAGCGGCCCCUCAAGAGCUACAGCUUCUCGGAGAAGUCCUUCCAGGCGAGAGACUCCAGCAAAGCCCUCAGACCCCUGUGGAAGUAAGACUGAGGCACACGGUUUGUUCCGGAAGCAAGAGCAGGAGAGACGCGGUUCGGUGCAAUUAAAUGAGUGUUCCACUUUUUCCGGUAAAACUCCUUGUCUUGUUAUGUAGCUUGGAUCACGGCCUUACGGACAAUUUAUUCAAAACCCGACAAAGGGACGGACGGGCUUCACGCAACAACGCCUUCAAGCCGCUUGUUUCCGGACCGCCUCCAGCGUGACGCACCUCGUCCGCAUCCGAAACAUCUUGAGCAGUCCGGGCGCAGUGGACAUCAUAUGAAUGAAUAUGAGUUAGAAUGAUUUUGAUAACUGGAUAUGUUUCACAGAUCCCUUUUCCUGACCUUCCGUCGCUCAAAUCCGCGUCGUCUCCCCACGUGGCCUGACCCGUUGUCCCGUAUGUACCGUGUGAUGAUGCGCGAGAUGCGCACGUGCCCCGAUGCUGCUGACCGUCUCCUGCGAUUCCGAUGGUUUUGUCUCCCGUUACGUGUCCAAGACGGAGUUUCCUGCCACUAGUCUCCGUUUGUUCCGUGCUCCGCGAAGCUGUAGCGAGUUCCAGAUCCCCUUUCCCACCCGCUGAUCAAAGGGCCUCACGCCUAACCGGAACGUCACGUUCGUCGGAACACGCAACGCCUUCCAUCUUGUGAUAUUUUAGUGUUUUCUAUGCAUGUCCUUGUAGCAUUUGAACAUGUAUGAACGCAUCCAUUUGAUAUGGGUAAGACAACGCACACGUACUGUAGAAUAUAUGUAAAUUAAUGCCAUUGACAGAAGGUUUUCGACUGAAUGCUUGUGUAUAUUUUCUUUUUUUGGAUUGAAAUAACAGAUUUACGGACGCUGUUUGCUUCCAAAUAAAUAUCUCCCAUUAUUUCCAUGCAACUCUCUGUUUUUGCCUAUGCUGCUAUUGUAAAUAUUUUCUCAUAUCCUCUGUAAAGCACUAACAAUCAAC